This is a messenger RNA of Guillardia theta CCMP2712, 3212 nucleotides long. RefSeq lists its product as hypothetical. The record is from RefSeq and is a predicted model, not a curated record. The coding region runs from base 423 to 3212 and encodes 929 amino acids. The transcript has 12 exons. Lineage: Eukaryota; Cryptophyceae; Pyrenomonadales; Geminigeraceae.
UGAUUAUGCAGCUUGGGAAAGUAGGGGAGAAGCGGCGAAGCUGAUGGAGAUGGAGCGAUGAGUACAUGGCGGAGACGGCGAGAGGAGGUGGAGGAUGCGACAUGGCGGUCAUGAGAGUAUGUCGAUCAUGAGGAUGAGGAGAGGGUCUGGAGGACGAGGAGAGGAUGAGGACACAGAGGACUGAAAGUGAACUGCAAGGUGGGAUCUCAAGCUUAUCCAGGGGUUGCAAGUGAGGGUACCUGAUUGUGUGCAGAGCAGCAUGCAGAGCAUCUAGGGACGGGUACCGGGAUCGCUGCAUUAAGGUUGAUGGCGUCUGCGUGGAGGAGCUGGUGAUUGUCGGCGCGGGACGUGUGCGCGGCGGUUUCAAACCCUCCAUCGACUGUUGGGAACUAUCGCGAUUAUCUUGAAUUCUUGAGCUGAACAUGAACAAAUCUCUCAAGAGCAGGCCCAGCACGGCCAACUCUCUCGGGAUGAGGUCCCCCGGCAAGGCUCACGCUGACAACCCGGACCUCCAUCCGGGAAGGAAGCUCUGCUACUAUUGGAAGCGAGAACACGAAGAGCUCAAAAAGAUGGUGGAGAUGGGGAGCAUCAGGUUCGACACCCCCCUGGAGAUAGACGUCGAGGUCUGCAUCGCGGAUCGAACCAAGUCUCUGUCGCUGAGGGAGUCCUACAAGGAGGGUACCCCGUACAACCGCUACGAGACUAAUUACAACUCGCUGGUGAGGGAGGUGGAGUCGAAGCUGGCUGAAACUCCGGACGGGGACGCGAUGUGGAACGUCAAGGUGAGCAAGAACGAUCCCCAGAGGUGCCUCGGCCCGCAGUCCCUCGACCCUUCCCUCCGCCGACCGAGACUGGGCUCGUUCGAAAUCCUACUGUCCUGGGGAUCGAGCAACUGGUCGUCAGGUAGAGGAGGCAGGCAGUCCGUCGUCCUGUUCUCGAAGCUUAACACACUCAAGUUCCCGAACCCUCCUGACGUCGUCGACUACCUCGUGCGCGUGCUGAGCGGAGCGAGGAUCACGCAGUUCGAGGUGCUGGUUCGCAAAGUCCCCGAGGGCCUCCCGUGUGCUGGAGCCCUGGUCGAAGUCCACGACCAAUCGACGGAGGAAGAGUUCCAUCCUCCCAACAGCCACUCGAGGACGGACGGGAGGGGUUCGCAGAUGCUGCACUUGCCCUUCAGGAAGAGCCUCACCGCCAUCGCCAGGCUCCCCGCCUCCUCCGAGGACUCGGGCGACCUCCAGGGGUCGGCGACCUUCGACGUCCAUGGAGAUCUUUCCAAGAGCAUCUGUGUGCCGCUCGUUCCUCCCCUUCCUGACGGGCAGGUCAGGAUCGUGCUGACGUGGGCCGAGUACCCGCACGAGGUAUUCCUCAAGGUCAAGACGCCGGAGGGGAACAUCAAGUCCCCGUCCCCUGGCGUGGAGGGCCUAGAUAUCCCCAAGGAUAUCCUGAUGGGCCAGCAGACGCUGGAGAACGCAAAGUUCGAGGUCGCCCCGACUGAAGGAGGAUUCGGGCCGAUAUCGGUCCUCCUGUCCGGCCUUAUCCCCGGGCGCUAUCAUAUCUACGCUCACUGCGAAGCGUACAAAGUGGGAGGAAGAGACAUCGGCUGGUCCAACUCCAACGCAGAGCUUCGCUUCUACACACCAGAGGACAUGGCAUGGGAGGGAGCGCGGAGCUUCAACUGCUGCGGACGAGAGGAGGCUGGCAGCUGGUGGGAUAUCUGCUUCCUGGAGGUCUCUGCCAGCGGAACCAUCGCCGUUCGCUCCUUCAACGAGCUCAAACUCGAGGAGCCGGGCUACCGCGACUUCCUCCUCCGUGUGGUCGACCUUGACGGCAUGCUCGUGCCGGGUGCCAAGGUUCAGGUCCAGCCGGAGUCGAGCACGCAAGUCGGGGACUUCGGGGUGUCUGACUCGCAGGGAGAGGCUCCCUCCCUGAAGAACAUUCGCUACGAGACGGCAGUACAUGAAGGUUUCGGUCCAAAAGUCAUCAGCCUCACACAAAGCAUGUCGGGCAAGUUCAAACUUUACGUCAUGAACCGCGAAGACGACAAGAAGAUCUUCGCCUGCAACCCUCUCGUCACCAUCAUCAUGUUCAACGGCAUCUGGAAAACCUUCAAGCUUGACGCCCAAAGCUGCCUCGAUCGAGUCGCCAAGGCAGAGAAGGACGAGAAGCUCUGCUGCUGGCACGUCUGCGAUCUACGUAUUGAGAGCGACAGUCGCUUCAGCGACCAGAGUAUCCUUUGCGAGGACGUGAACAAGCUUCUUGAUCACGAGGAGGGCAGCGCUACCAUUCCGCUCGUCCGUCCAGACUUCUUCCGCAGCGACACAGACCUCUGCUUCAUCCUCUCCUGGGGGGGCGCCGGCUCCGCCAACCUGCACAUGGAGACGCCAGGGAGGAACGUGCGGGUGGAAGAGGCGGAGACGUUCCCUGGCUCGGAUAAGAGCAUGAGAAUGAUCGGCAAGAACCCCCGUAGCUGCCUCCUCCGUGCCCCGCUGGAGGACGACUGCCCUUGGCUGUCAGAUUCCGGGAGCAGGAGAACCAACAGGGCGAUCGUGUCGGCGGGAGGGAGCAUGGAGCACUGGAACAUGCAACUCACGCUCUUCUCCAAGGAGGGAGUCGUACAAUCCUUCCUGCCUUCCAAGUCCAGCUCGCACAUCAAGAGCCCGACGCUUCGGAAGGGGAGCGUGUCGACGAUCAACAACGUGGCAGGACAGGACCCGGCGGGAGGGAGGCUGGUGACAGUCAAGAUCAACCCGGCGAGGAGCGACUCCGACUUGACCCCGUCGGCUCAAGUGUCCGUGAGGAGUAUGGACGAGACUGUGCCUCUGAGGAUCUUCCCUGCCCCCCUCACGCCUGACCAUCCCGAGUACACGCGGCCCAACGAGUAUCGAUUCUUCUGCGAGUGGGGCAAGUACGAGGUAGAGGUCAAGGACGAGAAAUGUCACUCUCCCGCCCUCUACUCCGACCUCCUCGUCUCUAAUCAGAUCCAGCCUAGCGCCAGUUUCUGCAUGGCGGCGAUCAGCGACCUGGAUGCCAAGCAAGUCUUCAUCACGCUCUCCUGGGCCUCCUCUCCCAAGGACCUAGACCUCUGCCUCUGCAACCAGUUGAGCCGAUGCUCGAUGUACAUGUGGUUGCUGAAAAGGUGGCGCUUGAUGGGAGCAGAGAUGUACCUGCCUCGCCGUCAGCUCCUCACUCUCCAUCCUCCAAGGAGCAGGUAG